Messenger RNA from Myotis brandtii (Brandt's bat), 5750 nucleotides. It is a transcript of the gene GPRIN3, whose product is annotated as GPRIN family member 3. The record is from RefSeq and is a predicted model, not a curated record. Bases 674 to 3013 code for a protein of 779 amino acids. NCBI's taxonomy places the organism in Eukaryota, Metazoa, Chordata, Mammalia, Chiroptera, Vespertilionidae. Gene Ontology annotation, cellular component: plasma membrane. The transcript has 4 exons. Gene Ontology annotation, biological process: neuron projection development.
GCCGCCUCUGCUCUUUGCAUAGUAAUUUCAGUUCCUGCAAGCACCCUGCUCGCUCCGCUCCCGGAACAGGUCUCAGAAGCACCGCCGCUCCGAGCACACGGGAGCCAUCCCCGUGGCGCCGAGAGCCGCUGCUUGGGAUAUGCGACGGGAGCCCCCACCACAGCCGAGGCAGUGGGCCAGCCGCGCUGAGAAGAGCCAGGCGAGAGGCAGGUUAGCAGAGCUGGCAAUUGGGAAGAAAUGCUGAAUGUGAAAUGGAGCUGAGCAGGAACUAACCGGAACCUGCAAGACAAACCAGAGCCUGUGUUGGACUUCUACCUCCUCCAACCCCAGUGGCCUGGGAGAACCAUAGAAGGAGCUGGCACUAUUCACUGGAACACUAUUCAUGCACCGACCAGAAGCUGGAGAUGGGGAUCUGGUGGGAGGCAAAGGACCAUAGCCUGACUGCCAUCUGACAUCACCAAGAAAACCCUCCAACAGCAGUGUGGAGAAUUGAAGAAGGUACAGAUUGGAGGCAGAGAGAUUAUAUAAGAAGCUCUUGAAAUAAUUAUGGCAAGAAAUGAUCGGUCCUUCAGAGAAAUCAUCCCUGAUUGUGUCUUCACUCUGACCUACGACAGCUUCCCAGUGGGAGCACUGCUCAGGGGAGAGCUCUGAGGUUUUCCUGAAGAGAAAUCCCAUGGGGACUGUACCUGACCCUCUAAUAUUAGCUAAAACUUCCCUGAUCACAGCUACCGGAAAAGAAGAGGACCUAGGAGAGGUACAGGCUGCCUCACCUCCGCCUCAACCAGCCCUCCUGUGUAAGAACACCGAUGGCCUUUCCAGCAAGCCUCGGGAACCAGCCCUCAGCCCCCGGGCAGCUUCGGAGGCCCUGAUGCAGGCCUGUGAGCAUGAGGCCGCGCGGCCGGACAUGUCUUCUCCUGGCAUCUUCAAUGAGGUGGAGAAAGCAUCUCCCACACUCAACUCCCCUGGCAAUACCCAGCGGCCAGGAAACAGCAAGCCCACAGCACCAACCCCGUGUUCUGCAGCAGUGAAGGAUCUUAUACACACAGCGUGUACCAUGCCAGCCAGUCAGCACAACCACCAGGCCAUCCCAGGGGGCCAGCCCAACGCCAGCGCCUCCUCGGGAUCUGAAGAGACCCUGGGGAAAUCACAGAGAACCUCAGAUGGAGAGCAAUCUGAGACGCCGAGCUGUCCUGUGGGAGGCACUGGUAGCAGCAGCCAAGAUCAAGUGCCCCGUGAUUUUCCUUCUCAAGACACAAUCCCGGGAGUGGUGCAGACUGCAAACACAGCGCCCAGGAUGCUCAGUCGUGCCGCCCCUCCUGCCGGCGGGCCUGAAGGGGACAGGCAGGGAGCCAUGUCCGACGCCAAGACCAGGGCCUGUGACUCUCCAGCCGGAGAAGACGGAUGUUCAGGGAGCACACAGCCCUCUGCCACCACCGCAGACACCCAGGCCGUGAGUCCUGGGACACCUCAAUCAUCCCACCUCUCCAGCAAAGGUUCGACGUUUCCUCCAGAGCCGGAGAAGACGCUGCUAGCAGCACAGCACCAGGCGUCAAGGUUCAAAGAAGCCAGUACGAUGACCAAUCAGGCUGAAAAUGAGAUCAAGCAAGUUCCCAACAGGGCUCAGCAAGAUGCGGAGGUGCAGGCCGUGGCCAGUGUCGAGAGCAGAUCCGUCUCCACCAGCCCCAGCAUCCUCACUGCGUUCUUAAAGGAAACCCCUGCUCGUGAGCGUUUGGAACAAGAGCAGCUACGUGUGGUUUGCCACGGCAGCAGUGGGAGCCACACAUUGGAGCUGUCAGUCAACAAGCUAUCCCCCCAGGAGUCGGGGCGGUGCCCUGGCAUCAUGCCAGAGGCGCACAGCCAGGCAGCUGCAGCUGUCUCCACGGUUCUCCAAGGGGAUAGUAGGUGGGUGAGCCUGCCAGGGGAGGUCCCCAAUACCUCAUCCAUCAAUGAGGCAUCCAGCAAUGCCCAGGACAAGCGUACAGAUGAUGGGCGGUCAGCUGGAAUGACCCCAGGGAGGGCAGAGCCCACUUCUAAACAGCUUUCUGCUAAUUCCAGCUCCCUGAAAGCUAGCCUCACCGACCAGAUUUCCAUCCGUGCAGGAAGUCAAGACGAAACCAGUCAGGGGUUGGGGACAUUUGGAACCAAGCCAUCUGAGCUGGCAGUGAACACCACAGGUGGCCACAAAACAGACCCUGAUUGCAAACUCUCCGCCUCCUGUGGGCCUGCCAGCCAAGCUGACCAGUUCGGGGGCUCGGACCCCACCGAUAAAGGAGAUGCAAGAGAGAAGAAGCCUGCAUCUCUUCCGGUAGGAAAAGAACAAGAAUCGAAAGGCACGAAUCUCCUGGAUGGGAAAGCAAGGGCAGAGGGCAAAAGCCUACUGCUCAAUCCUAAAGCUCAAGAAAGUGGAGGCUCGGGGUCAGCUGCCAGUCCCAUACCCUCCCCCGUUAGAAAUAACCAGGAGGGCACCGUGGAAGAACACAGGCCGGCCAAACCAGCCACCAGCCUGAGCCUGCCGUCUGAACCCAUGGGUGACUCCAGUCCUAGUUCGGGCAAGAAGACCCCUUCUCGCUCGGUCAAGGCCAGCCCGCGCCGGGCCAGCCGGGUCAGCGAGUUCCUCAAGGAGCUCAACGUGACGGCGGCCGCCCAGGUGGGACUCACCCCAGGAGAGAAGAAGAAGCAGCUUGGCGCCGACUCCAAGCUGCAGUUGAAACAGUCCAAGCGGGUCAGGGACGUGGUGUGGGACGAGCAGGGCAUGACCUGGGAGGUGUACGGCGCUUCCCUGGACCCGGAGUCGCUGGGCGUCGCCAUCCAGAACCAUUUACAGAGACAGAUCCGGGAGCACGAGAAAUCCAUCAAAGCGCAAAGCAGCCAGGCCCGGAGGUCCAUUUCCUCGGAUACGUCUUCGAAUAAGAAGCUCAAAGGCAGGCAGCACGGCGUGUUCCAGUCCAUGCUGCAGAACUUCCGACGCCCCAACUGCUGCGUCCGCCCUGCCCCGUCCUCGGUGUUAGAUUGACGGGGAGCGUGUGUGGGAGCCCUGGUACACCUUGAGGGUCUUCCUACGUGUCCGUCCAGGUCAGAGCUUGCUCGGUUUCCUCCCACCCCCAUCCCCCAGAGACAAAGAAGAGAAAGCGAGUAUUAACUACAGGAAAUUGCUACUAAGAAUUGUUGGGUCCUUUGACUGGAGCUCCAUAAAUUAAAAUAUCUUUUCAGUUCGGGUCACACAAGGGAAACGAAGACAUUUCACUCUGCAAGAAGGAACAAGAGAAAAGCAAGCUUCCCUGAAAGUUCUCCACCUCAAUCAAGAGGAAAUAAGAUUCACUGGGGUUUUUUUUCAUAGGUUGUUGCUUAGAGAACCAGCAUUGUCAUUAUACGUGUGUCAUUUUGUGCCACUGUUUCAAUUGAACCCACUAUGGUAUUUCCAUUAAAACCCCGGCUUUGUGUUAAAAAUACCAGAAACGCUAUUAGCAAAACCACCGUUACACUUUCUAGUCCUGUUGCAACAAGAAUGCUGUUACCAUGCAAAAUUUAAGUAGCUGAUAAGAACUAUAAUGGAAAAAAGGUAAAACAAAUUUGACUCAUUCCUAGGCCAGAGGACAUGAAGUAAAAGCAUUUAAAUGCAUACGAUACCAAAUAUGAAUUAAUAUUUGUAAACGUCUACAGAUAACCAUUUUUGUAAACCUUGUUAUACCUCUUCAUAAAUUUAAGAAAGUUAUAGGAGGGAAAUUAGCUAUGCUUUCGAAUAUGAAUACUGCCCACAUAAUACAUGAAUUUAUAUAUACAGAUUUUCCAGCACCAAAGGCAAGAUGCAUCUCUGUGAUUCAGACUAGAUUAAAUUCUCAUUUCCUUACCCCAGAGGAAGUACAUGUGGCUGAAUUCUUGAAAAGAGUCAUCAAGUUAUUGAUAAUAUUAAAUUUUAUGUUGUACGGGUGUUCUCCAAAAACAUUCUACUGAAAUGUUAAGGUUUUGGUAAGGAAUCAUAAACAACAAGUUAACAAACACUCUUCUCUCUGUGUUGAAAAAAAAAAGGAAAAUUUCCUGAGUAACAAAAACAAUGGGUUUAAUUUAGACUCCACUAAACAGGAGGCAGUUUGUGUGUUUCUUUUGGUCUGGUUCAGUAACUUCUAAUAGGAAAUGUAGUCAACAGCAAAUAGAAUACCAGCUUCCUUACAGUUUUUGGAUGUAGACUAAUAUCAUGUAAUUGCUUACGUUUCUAAUCUAUAGCAAUAAGGUAACCUCUGCAAAUGUUGAUUUUAAGAGAAAUACCGUCAUAUCUCAUUCUUCAAACCCAAGAAAAGAGAGGCUUUUACUAAAACACAGUUUGAGCUUUGGUCCUGGAGAACAUAGGCACCUGUUUGAGCUCAGCCCCUUCCUGCUUCCAGAAAUUGACCCUGUCCAUGUGAUCCAUGAGUGUCUUGCAGGCACUGGGCUAGGAUGACCAGCAGUGGCUUGAGAAUUGGGGUAGCUAGGAAGAGGGGAAUGAGCUAGGGCCCUGGAAAGGCUUCCCCUCCUGGAUUCAAUGUAGGGAGAUCGCUGCUCACCACCUUGCAUUUAGAAAAUCAGGUUGUUAGAUGUUGAAGAGGCACUGCUUGCCUUCACUAAACUCACUCUCCUAGAUGAGACAGAUGGCCAUGUAUUCUCUCUCCAGAGACUCAUAAAUGCCAUUUUUGCAUGAACUCAAAAAGUCCCUGUUCUGGCUUUUUUUUUUUUAAUUCUUUUUGGCAGAUGCUGAAAAUAUUGGAGGAAAUCAUACUUGAACUUUAACACAAGCUACACUGGACACAACCUAAAUUAGUAAUAGCCAUUGAUUUCUUUCAAAUCAACUGGACUGUAUACAAGGCCUGCAUAGGAGACCACAGUCACAGCAUUCUCAGAGCCUGAGAAUGGUACUUAACAGUGCUUGUAUUUGGAAUUUAUAAUGAAUUUUUUCAUGAUACAAUUUUUAGUUUCUUAACAGUUGGCCUCUAUUGAGAAUGCUGUCUGAAGUAGAAAUUACCAUCAAAUUAACAAUCACAUUAUUAUUUAAUGAUUAGAGAUUUGGUCUAAAACUCUCUUUUGGCCUUAAAUAUCCAUUUGUAGUAAUGUUCAUGUCACUUCUGUCAGAGAUGCCUUUUCCGGGAUGUAAUCUCACUCCUGUCUCUCGCUCAUGUUGUUGUCUCCCUCACAUGUCGCACGUGCUGUGUACACACAGAGAACACCCUGUGUACACAAUGGCAGCUGUCAACAGCACCCACUGCAGCUGGGUGGGCCCCAGGUAAUCCUCUGUGCAAAGUGGCUAGAACAGGCUGUUCCUGCAUUCACAUAGGAGAAAAGGAAGAAUUCAGCAUCUGGUAAUAAUAUUUAUUUUCAUGCGUUUGGAGUAACCACAUGAUUUAUAAAUAGUUAAAUGAGACAGAGGCCUCAAAGAGUUGUAGGCAUUUGUUGCACAUUAAAUAAAUUUAAAAUUAAAUUAAUUAAAACUAAACUUGGUAUAGUUGUGCCUCUCAGUAAAACUUAAUGUUUGAGAUAGUAACUUUAACUGGUUUUCUUUGGUGCUGGCACUAACCCUGACUUCUUAAUCUUUAAUUCUUUAUUAUUUAUCUUUACUUCUGCCAUACUGUAGAAAUUGUCAGAAAAUAUUUCAAAAGCUUUCUUGUUUUGUUGUUUAUUGAAUCUUAUAGAAGGAACAGCUUUUAAGAACAGUAACAGAGGCCGACUGGCAUGGCUCGGUGGUUGAGCAUCAAUGUAUGAACCAGGAGGUCACAGUUUGAUUC